Molecule: messenger RNA, 961 nt
Organism: Haliotis rubra (blacklip abalone)
Lineage: Eukaryota; Metazoa; Mollusca; Gastropoda; Lepetellida; Haliotidae
Product: NXPE family member 3-like
Exons: 4
Coding region: 70-846 (258 amino acids)
Source: RefSeq, a predicted model, not a curated record
UCAGAUCGAUUACCUGCAGAUAUUUGGUCCCAAGCUGUAGAGGAGUGGACACGAACCAGUUGUUCUGUCAUGAAGAAACAAUUUGUUGCCAUUGCCUGUUUCAGUGCGGCUAUCCUAUUUGUGUAUCUACAUUUAAAAUGGAAUACAUUGAACCCAUCACAUGUCUACCUUCCUGCAAGAGGAGUGACCUAUCUCACAGAAGAGACUAUGCGUUAUGGAACAAUCUUUGUACCUUCCUUGAUGGCUGAUCCGAUCAAAUCACGCAUAUAUCUCAAACACGCCCACAAAGUCUACAAUUUAGGAGAUCAGGUUCAAGUGCAAAUUGAUCUGUAUGAUAGGAAUGGCAACCACAAGAAGACGGGAGGCGAUUUGUUGAGAGUUUGGAUGGAGAACCCUGAGAGAGCAGCUUUAGUUUCCGGUCGGGUAGCGGACUUCAAUAAUGGAAGUUAUACUGCUUUGUUUAAGGCUGCAUGGUCAGGAAGAGCAACAAUUAAGGCAUUCAUUGCUACGAGAAGGGAGGAGAUCGUUCUCAGCUACAUGAUAUUUCAAAAGUAUGGCAGUCUCUGGACACUUUUAGCUGAAUAUCAAGCAAACAAUCUCACGGAUGCCACGCAGUGCUCAAUUAGACAAGAAAAGUCCUUAAAGAACGAAUGGUGUAAUUUCACGAAAGAGAACGACGGUUACAGUUAUUACUGCAGGAAGUCCAAAAUCAAACAGUUGACUUGUAAUACAUGGUCGCAUUCAUAUAGUUCAUACGGACUUUACAUUCUCAAUACCACAGAGAAGGGCAUCCAGCGUCUAUCUGUGGAGGAUCCAAAAAAAACGAUAUUUUACAGAGUUCAGUGAAGGUGUCUGUCAACGGAACUUCUAAUGGUAUGGACAUGGCAGCCCCUAGGACUCCAUGCAGCAAGCUGGCACCGGUGGUCACAUGGCAACAAGAGUCGCCAAAUGGUUUCUUUGU